Messenger RNA from Zygosaccharomyces rouxii, 2007 nucleotides. RefSeq names its product histone deacetylase (gene HOS3). Gene Ontology annotation, cellular component: nucleus. NCBI's taxonomy places the organism in Eukaryota, Fungi, Ascomycota, Saccharomycetes, Saccharomycetales, Saccharomycetaceae. Gene Ontology annotation, molecular function: histone deacetylase activity. The transcript has a single exon. The record is from RefSeq and is a predicted model, not a curated record. The coding region runs from base 1 to 2007 and encodes 668 amino acids.
AUGCCAGAUCCACUAGAUAACUUUUACAGGCAGUUUCAGCUGUUUGUACAGAAUAAUCCUAAUGUGAUAUCUGCGGCUAGAGCAGCUUCCCAGAUUCCUGAGAGUGCCAAGGCUGUUGUAGUAUUGUCUCCAUAUUCUUUAGAGCAUUCUUUUGGUCGGAAUUGGGUAUCUAAAUCGUACCUCAAGAGUAUAGUGGAAAGACCAGAGAGGUUAUUAGCGAGUUCGUUGGGUAUAGCAGCUGCAAUUACCAUGUAUCCGGCACUUUAUACUUUAAAAUCGAGUGAUAGAAAGAAAUCUUCUAUAUUGUCACCGCAUGUGCUAAAGGUUCAUGGUAAAGAUUGGCCUCCGCAACUGCUAAGACUUUGUAAAGAGGCAGAUGCAAAAUUGGCAGCAAAAGAGGUGGAAGUUCCCGCAUCUUGGAAUGCAGGUGAUAUCUAUCUAAGUUCAAAAACAGUUGAAGCGUUACAAGGGUCGAUUGGAGCCCUAGAGACUGCUGUUGACUCCAUUUUUGACGGUCCAUCCCCAGAGCACAUCAGUAAUAGAGCGUUUGUUGCCAUCAGACCGCCAGGACAUCAUUGCCAUGUAGCAACACCGUCAGGGUUUUGUCUUUUGAACAAUGCACAUGUUGCUAUUGAGUAUGCAAAAGAUCGUUUUGGAGUUACCCAUGCUGCGAUAUUAGAUUUCGAUUUACACCAUGGUGAUGGUACUCAAGACAUAUGUUGGAAAAGAGCUGGGUUUAGACCGGAUGAAGAGGAUGAAGAUUCACCAGGUUACGAUUCAUUUGGGAAAAAAUUUGCAGAGUAUCCUCGAGUUGGUUAUUUUUCAAUGCAUGAUAUCAAUUCCUUCCCCACAGAGAGUGGAUACGCAACUAAGGAAAAUGUUAAAAAUGCUUCGACGUGUAUCAUGAAUGCUCAUGAUGUUAACAUUUGGAACAUCCAUCUUUCCCCGUGGGAAACAGAAGAAGACUUUGCUAAAUUGUAUCACACCAAAUACAGGUCUCUAUUUGUUAAAGCAGAUGAAUUCUUUAAACAAGGUAAAAUUGAAAUGGCGGCUCAAAACAAACCAUUCAAAGGCCUGGUUGUUAUCAGUUCCGGGUUUGACGCCAGCGAAUUUGAACAAACGAGCAUGCAAAGACAUGGUACAAAUGUACCCACGUAUUUCUACACAGCCUUCACUAAGGAUGCCCUCAAGCUAUCACAAAUGCAUUGUCAUGGUAAAGUCUUAUCCAUAAUGGAAGGUGGAUAUUCAGACAAGGCAAUCGUAUCAGGGGUUUUUGCCCAUUUAAUAGGUCUACAAAAUCAGAAUUGGAUUAAAGAAUGGGGCUCAGAACAUGUCGUUAAAGAAAUAGUUAGAGGUUGUAAAUCUAAUUGGAAACCUUACAAGACCAAGAAGGCAAGAGAUGUCAUCAGAAUAUGGGCGGAAGAAGUGAUUAAAUUGGGGAGAGCUAUGAUACCUGGCUUUGAAACUCUUUUCCAAGAUAUACCUUCGAACAAUAAGGUUGCCGCUGCAAACGUUGCUCCAAGAGUUACUAGAUCAAAGGCUCAAACAACGAAGAGCACGCAUCGUGAACCUACAGGUACGACUUUGGACCCAUCAAAGGAAACUCCUGCUGCUCCUCGUCAUAGACGUAUCGAAGGUACGGGCGUUACACAAGAACCAGUACCAUUUACACAAGAGGAACUACACAGUGAAGACGACAAUGAUGACGAGGAUUAUGUAUACGACGAAGAAUUGAACAAGACUUUCAACAGGACCGUGGAAGAUAUUACCAUCGAUGACAUCUCGAGGCACUUGGAGACUCUUGAAAUUAUCGAACAACCACCUCCAGCACCUACAGCACAAUCCAAGUACAAGGUACCUUCCAAAACCACUACUCAGCAUUUACGUUCGUCUACAAGACCCCAACAACUAGCAAAUUCAAAUGCCAGUGCGGACGACAGCGACAUAUCAAUGGUUUCUCACGUUUCUACGAGGAAACAUACGACCCGUAGUGGUGCCAGGUGGUGA